Messenger RNA from Glycine soja, 679 nucleotides. RefSeq names its product small ubiquitin-related modifier 1-like. Gene Ontology annotation, cellular component: nucleus. Gene Ontology annotation, molecular function: protein tag activity; ubiquitin-like protein ligase binding. Gene Ontology annotation, biological process: protein sumoylation. NCBI's taxonomy places the organism in Eukaryota, Viridiplantae, Streptophyta, Magnoliopsida, Fabales, Fabaceae. The transcript is spliced from 3 exons. The record is from RefSeq and is a predicted model, not a curated record. The coding region runs from base 76 to 387 and encodes 103 amino acids.
AGUAGAGUCUUCUUAGGCAAUAGAAAAGAAAACCAAGUCAAGUUCUCACUUUGAAGAGAAAAUAACAACGUAAAGAUGUCUGCAUCAGGAGGCAGAGGAAGCCAAGAGGAAGAGAAGAAGCCUUCUGAUCAAGGAGCACAUAUUAAUCUCAAAGUCAAGGGCCAGGAUGGUAAUGAGGUUUUCUUUAGGAUUAAAAGAAGCACUCAGCUCAAGAAACUUAUGAAUGCAUACUGUGAUCGUCAAUCUGUAGAUUUUAACUCAAUUGCUUUCUUGUUUGAUGGAAGGAGACUCCGAGCUGAACAGACCCCUGAUGAGCUAGAGAUGGAGGAUGGUGAUGAGAUAGAUGCAAUGCUGCACCAAACCGGAGGUGGACACAAGUUUCUUUAAAUGUAUGAUGAUCAUCUUCAUCAAAAUGCUUGAUAAAACGCAUGGUAUUCGGUGCUUGUUUCAAGGUUUCUAUUUUUGUAUCAUAUCUUACGAUACUAAUGUAGUAAAGUUGACAGUUUCCGAUAUGGAUUUUUCAUGUUUAUUGAAGUCUUGAUGCUUAAAAGCUGCUAUUACUGUGUUGGAUACAAUACUAUGGUCUUCACUAUUCAUUCUUGGCUUGAUGAUGAAUUUGUAUUGUGUGUUUGGAAUUUAGCUACAUCAAUAUUUUGGUAAAUAUUGUCUUGUCCACUGU